CCGUGACGUCGCAGGCUUUUCUCCUCUCCCGUCUCUCUCAAACUUCCGGCGUAAGCAGGCAGGGGCGACGCGUCGGCUGCUUCCAAGCCUCGACCAAAUCGUGUUCCGUAGCGCUCAUGGUAGCGUGUGCCACCAUUGUUGUCCAACUCGACGAAGCUUCUCCAAUCUUGGUCGUGAAAGCCACAUAGGAUUACGAUCAUUGGACGACGACGAGGAACGCACAACAGGUAAGCUGGCCUGUGCAGUGGUGAGAGUGCAAGGGAACCCUCUCUGGGAUCAGAGGCGGGACCCGGCCGUGGCAUGGGCCGAGCAGCCAGCGGCUCCACUCGGUGGUGGCAUGUGGGCUGGCCAGCCUAGCGCGGGCGGCCCGCCCCGCUGCUGGGACGGUGCCGGGGGCGCCGCAUCCACGGUCGGCGUCGUAGACGCCCUCAAAGCCCCACAAGGAGGACUUCAACCUCCCCCCGGAGGGCCACCUGGCGGCCCCACUGGAUGCGUUCCAGAAGCCCUCUAUCAGGGUCCCGGCGGUUGCGGUGGCUUUGAGGACGGGCCAGCGGCCAGGUGCUGCGCGGGUUGCGGCGCCAAGAUCCUGGACCGUUUCCUCUUGCACGCCCUCGACCGAUACUGGCACAACGGCUGCCUCAAGUGCUCCUGCUGCCAGGCAACCCUGGCGGACAUUGGCAGUUCCUGCUUCACCAAGCACGGCAUGAUACUCUGCAGGAACGACUACAUAAGGUUGUUCGGCAACUCCGGAGCUUGCAGCGGCUGCGGCCAGAUGAUCCCUGCCAACGACUACGUGAUGCGGGCAGCGCAGAACGUCUACCACGUCAAGUGCUUCGCCUGUGUCAAGUGCCACAGCCAGCUGGUCCCGGGCGACCGUUACAACCUCGUCAACGGCAGUGUGCUCUGCGAGCAGGACUGUCUGAAAAUGCUCAAGGGCUCGCCGGCCACUGUGCGAAAGGGGAAAGUCCGGGCAGCCAUUAAAGUCUGAUACGUCAGACGAGGAACUCUCACGUCACAUCAUCGUCCCUCGAGGCAAUAACGAGCCAAGCUCGAACAUUGUGUCCCGCCGCAAGUUUUUUCUGUCGCCCCCCGUGGAGAUCAUAUGCAAGGAAUGAUGCGAAAGGACUCCGUUGUGUGAAGCUGCUAUGCAAAGGAUAAGUUUCUCUUCUGUUGCGAUGCUCAGCGACUCGAAAGGCUCUGGUUGAAUGACGUGUUAUAAAGACGGGGAUGAGAAGUUCGGAUGCGUCGCCUGUUUUUUUUUUCUUUUUUUUUUAUUACCAUUAUUAUUAUGCAGUGUUUUGGAAAAGAAGGUGUGAACGUCGAACAUUCCAAAGAAGACUUGCUUUGCCAUUUUUGCUUUGGAUGUUUCGUUUGCUGUUAGCAUAUUGUGUCGGUUGUGAGAGAAGUUGUAAAGAUAACUUUUCCAGUAAACGCAAUAACCGUGCAGGUAACUCCUAUUAAGAAGCUGAAACAUGAAAUCCAGCUGGAAGCAAAAAAAAAAAAAAGUUUAAAUAGCCGAGAACACGCUAUACGAAAAACCGGAGUAGAAUAUUUUCAAUAUAUUUAAAAACGACGCGUUUUAUCCUACGAGCUUCGUCUUUUGUCGGUCAUUUGUAUUCGUCUGUAUCAGACGGACUAGAUCCAGAACGUUAUUGAAAACUGCGUCUUGUUGGAUUUGGGUAUGGAUUUCGGCGACUUCUUAUGUCUCGUGUUGGAUUUGGGUAUGGAUUGUCUCGGAUUCGUACGUAUUAUGAUUUCCCUGCGCUGCUUCGUUUCCGUGUUCGCCAUUUAUUCCGAAAUCUACGGCCUUAGAAGCGCAGAGAGAUGGAACAAAACAUUCAACUCUUAUUGCAGCUUCGAGUUAUGUCUCACACCUUCGUUUCUGACGGAUACCUUAAAGUACUUAAAACACGUUAAACGACGCAGAAGACGGUGACAUGUCUUUGCUGACCUUAACGGCGAAAUCCCGGCGUGCAGAAACGGUCACGUGACUGCGGCGUCGUUUCGAGUGGCUCCGACGGACGACAGAAAAUGUUACAUAAAGGAACGACAAUGGGGGGAAAAAAAAGGCGGUGGCGCGUCCCUCCUUCGCUCUUUCUCUUUCUCUCUCCCACGAGAUGAUAAAUAAUGAAAGCGUACACAAAAUGCGUGUGCUCACGUGAUCACAGAACCCUCUCGCGAAUUUCCACUUUCCACUGUGCUUCUUCUCAUCACGUGAUUCAGUUCCGUGACCCGGCUUUUCUUUCCUCUCUUUUUCUUUCUUUUUUCAUCAUUGUUUAAACGACCACAGUCACCCUUAUGUUAUAUUUUUCAUCGUGGAUAUUGUUUUGAACGCUAUUAUUAUUAUUACUGCGAUUAUUAUUAUUAUUAUUGUGUAACGGUUAUUGUAUCUCUCCUUUUUUUUAUAAUUUGAAUCUCGAUGCUCUACCUGCCAGCAGAACUCCUAUGUUUCGGACCAAACGUUUAAUGUCGCCCACUUAUGCUGUCGAUAUGCAUAUAAAAGGUAUAUAUACAUUUUAUUUGACGAAUAAAAAGGUUUCAACUGCUGUG
Ornithodoros turicata is the source of this 2550-nucleotide messenger RNA. Its product is annotated as LIM domain transcription factor LMO4-like. The record is from RefSeq and is a predicted model, not a curated record. NCBI's taxonomy places the organism in Eukaryota, Metazoa, Arthropoda, Arachnida, Ixodida, Argasidae. The coding region runs from base 338 to 988 and encodes 216 amino acids. The transcript is spliced from 5 exons.